UUUGGGCUGGGAUACCGUUGUCCUCCUUAUCAUCCAACCAUAGGUUGGUCCAUCAAAAAGUGUUUUUUUUACAAUAAGAACCAAAUAAAUUAAAAUGAUUUUAGGGAAGUAAAUUAAAAUAACUAAAGAAAGAAAACAAAAUAAGAAAACAAAAACAAAAAGAGAACCCACAUGGGCCAGCCCAGGUAGUUGGUUUCUAGCUCGCUCUCGUAUUACCCGCUAGGGGCAUUCGCCAUUCCCCAAACCCUCCCCCACCAUCAUCUCAAGCGCCACCGGUCGCCGGCACGACCCGAUCGCCGUCCGCGCUUGAACGGAUGUGGUGGCAAGCUACUCCUCAUACGGCCUCCUCGGAGAUUUCUCGGCUUAGUGAGCCCGGGGCAGCGGACUCGCGUGGCUAUGGGUGUCCCAGAGCGUAAGAAUAAUCAAGAGCAGAUCUGAUUGGGUAGGUGCUGCACAGGAAGAGGAGAUGUCGCCAGAGCCAGCGGCGAAGCGUGCGAGCUCAGGCGGCGGCCAAGCCGUCGCCUUCGCGGGCGACCGUCUAAGCAACCUGCCGGACGGCCUCCUCCACGCCGUCAUGUCCUUUCUCCCGGCCCCGCAGGUCGUGCGGACGAGCGUGCUGUCGCGGCGGUGGAGGGACCUCUGGCGCUCUACCCCCUGCAUAAGCAUCGAAGAGCGCGACUUCGAGAUUACCACUGGGAGUGGGGCAGGGGGUGGCCUCGACGAGCGGGAGGAGAGAUGGCGCAAGUUCGAGGACUUUACCACCAACCUGCUCUUGUUCCACGACAAUGUCGCGUCCUUGGAUAAGUUCCUGCUAUAUGCUAGUGCUACUCGUGCCUGUGCACUUCGCCUCCGAGACUUGGAUAGAUGGGUGCGACGUGGUAUCAAAUACUGCCCCCAAGUGAUAGAGAUUAUUAUCUCUUCGUGUCCUCGCAUUCAGUUUCCUCAUAUGGGAGCGAGUUCUUCCCGCCUCAAAAGCUUGCAUCUUUAUGGUUUCUAUCUGAACAACCAAUUCGCCGAGCUGCUCUGUUCCGGGUGCCCUGUCCUGGAAGAUUUGGUGCUCAGGAGCUGCGUCAAAGGUUUUCAAGAAAUUAAGUCACGCACAUUGAAGAAGCUUGUUGUCGACUCCUGUCGCAGUCUCUCUGGUGAUCCGGUGGUUAUCGUGGCACCCCGUGUUGCGUAUCUCCAACUGGGUAUUUCAUAUGGAUGCUAUUCCAACGGUAUUUCGAUAUAUGAGACAGCUUCUCUUGUGAAAGCAUCAAUUCAUUUGCUUUGUCUUGGUGAAACAUUCAAUUUGAAAUGUCAACAACGGCUUCUCGGUAACCUGUGCAAUGUGCCGAAUCUGGAGCUAUCGGGUUUCGACGCAAUGGCGAUGCUCGUUGAGGAAUCGGUUAAAUUCCCAAUAUUUUCUAACCUGCAAACCUUGUCACUUGAACAAUGUUUGCUUGAUAAAUGUGAACUCAACACCAAGCUGGACGCUUUGUUCAAAAUGCCCCUUGUUUGGAGAAGCUUACCUUGCAGUGCUGCAUGUUUCCAGUAGAAUCAGCGAAAGAGGGGCAGCUCGUGAGAAAAAACAUAAUUCUUCAGCGACAGGACCAAAAUACUUUCCAGUGCCUGAAGUUGAAGCUCAUAGAAGUUGUGUAUGAGGAGGACCAUGAUCACCAACUGGUCGAACUUUUGUGGGGAAUUGGGAGGAGGCUACCAAAUGCCAAUAUCAUACUCAACAAUUAUUUUAUGGAUUAAAACUUUCAUCAUGCGUAUGGUAACUUCGCCAUGAUCCUCGUUGUGUCAAGGGUUAUUCUUUGUUUAUUGGUACUUAAUUUGCUAGUACUGGUACUUCAAAACAGGUGAAAUAAAAGUUGUUGACAUGGUAAACUUCUGUAUAAUAUUCUCACUACAGCACAUCGAAUGGGGCAUAGAAGUUGAAUUAUGUAUUCACUUUGUUACCCGCUUUUGGACUGCCAAAUAUGUUGCUAGUAUGUUUAUGCA
Aegilops tauschii subsp. strangulata is the source of this 1986-nucleotide messenger RNA. Its product is annotated as MEIOTIC F-BOX protein MOF. NCBI's taxonomy places the organism in Eukaryota, Viridiplantae, Streptophyta, Magnoliopsida, Poales, Poaceae. The record is from RefSeq and is a predicted model, not a curated record. Gene Ontology annotation, molecular function: protein binding.